Zasmidium cellare ATCC 36951 is the source of this 1761-nucleotide messenger RNA. RefSeq lists its product as uncharacterized. The transcript has 2 exons. The coding region runs from base 1 to 1761 and encodes 586 amino acids. NCBI's taxonomy places the organism in Eukaryota, Fungi, Ascomycota, Dothideomycetes, Mycosphaerellales, Mycosphaerellaceae. The record is from RefSeq and is a predicted model, not a curated record.
AUGCUAAGCCAGGGGCAUUUGCAAGAUAUCGGCCAAGGCGUGCCGUACGAGACGCCCCAUAGCCCACCUACUACGCUCGGCGAGAUCCUUGGCCACAUGCACUCUCAGGCUCACGCAUCUCGGCCGCGUCAGUUAAGGCCUUCGAUCGCAGGGACUAAGCGUACAGGCACGAAAAGAACGCCCAUCAGGCCAGCCCCACGAGAUCUCGGCUCGACAUCCGGCGAUCAGACGACGAAUGAACUGUCACGACAGGGAUCAACGAAUGUCCCAUCUCUGCAAUCGCCCCGAUCUUCCACACGUGGCGAGAUUCAAAGUCAAGUCGUUACUCGACGGCUCCCACAGCCAGCCAAGACAGGUGGCUUCGAUCCUUUCGACGCCUUUCCGGUACAGAUUGAUGGCGGAUUCAUAAACCUGUUCGACAGGUACUAUCGCGGCUACCGGUGGGAAGACCCAAAGCAGAAAUUGCUUGCCGAGACCGCCAGUGAUGCUCUCCUUUGCCACAGCUUUCUUGCUAUAGCUCACAACGUCUACCAUCCCAAUGAGGUUGAAGCUUUGAAGCAUGAGACGCAGACCAUCCAAGUCAUCUCGCAGGCGCUCAAAUCCACAAAGAUCACUUCACCGACUUCGACGGCUUCUGCUAAUGUCCCUCUAACUUGGGCGAUCUCGCGCCUGGCCAUGAUCCGUGCCCAACAAGGAGACUGGGAGACCGCGCUGAGGCACAUGAACGCGUGUGUGAUGACAUGCGGGCCGAUACCAAGUGUGCCCUAUGGGAGCACUCCACGAUCUAUACUGGCCGAAGUCGAGGCAUUGGGAUUCAAGCUCCCUCUGGCAUCUCUCGUGUCCCUACGACGUCAAGACAUCGAGCCUGAGCUCCGAGACAUCCUUUGUGCACUCAGUGCAUUAUGCUUCCCGGUGCCGUGUGCAGCCGAAUCUCACGCGACACACCUGGUCAGGCAGGGUAUUGAGAUGCUCAAAAUUGGCCUCUGGCUAGCAGAGCUCUCGCCUUUAAACCACGACGCUCUUGGCGAUUCACCCGCCCCAGAAUGGCAUGAUGAGCUACAAGAAUGCCUGAGGCUGGCGGCUUCCUUGUUUGUGCUGAGUCCGUCGCCCAUGUCAAGGGACGCAACUCGCCAAUUACGCAAGAAGCUGACGCCGGAUCUGCUCUGUGCAGCGACCGGAGCCCAAGGACAAGCAAAAACAGCUCAGGCUGCCUUGCCUUUCUGGAUUUUGCUGGUAUGCGGUGCGACAGCCCACGACACUGCGGAUCAGAUGCAUUUUGCCAAGCUGAUCAUGAUCAGCUUUCCAGGCUUUAUGGACCAUAACAUCAAUGGACCAGAAAUCCCCUUUUCCCGAUUAAGCGGUAAAUUUCUUCCACCGACAUUGGACUGCUUGAUCGCUGGUAUACACUACCUGAACAGUGCCAAUGGCUGGACGUUUGGUCCGGAAGAAUCGAAGCAAUGGCGACAACCAGUCGAGCCGACGCUGUCCACGGCCGUGGAGUCUGGCCACGGAGAUUCCAGUCCAAGAGAGAUGCAAAAGUGGCGGAAGUCUUCCUUCGGCGCGGCGACGGAAUCAUCGGCAAAGUAUUUUCUAGACCUGUACAUCAAGAUCACGGGAUGUAGACCGGACAAACAGGCAGCAGAGGAGAAACACUCGGUUGAAGUAUCCGUGAAGGCGGUGCAAGAUCAGGAUUCCGGAGAAAUUGAUUGCGAGGUCGAGUUUGAGAGUUUUAGCAUCGACGAUGAGUUCUUGUCUUUUUGA